This is a messenger RNA of Aspergillus ibericus CBS 121593, 1083 nucleotides long. RefSeq names its product proteasome regulatory particle lid subunit rpnL (gene rpnL). The record is from RefSeq and is a predicted model, not a curated record. The coding region runs from base 56 to 892 and encodes 278 amino acids. The transcript has 2 exons. Gene Ontology annotation, biological process: proteasome-mediated ubiquitin-dependent protein catabolic process. Gene Ontology annotation, cellular component: proteasome regulatory particle; proteasome regulatory particle, lid subcomplex; nucleus. NCBI's taxonomy places the organism in Eukaryota, Fungi, Ascomycota, Eurotiomycetes, Eurotiales, Aspergillaceae.
ACCCCCUUCCCAACAACCCUUCAUCGCCGGCACACCCCCAUCCACUACCGCCAAAAUGGCCACCGACCUCCAGGCCAUCGUGACCGAGCUCCACAGCGCCCUCAGCCGGGGACAAUUCUCCUCCGCCAACGACCUCCUCAGCCGCGCCAAACGAGCCCUCCUGCUCCAGAAUGUCCUGAUUCCCACUCCCUCCGCCCCCGCCGAGCUGGUCGCCCUGGCCCGCGAGGUCCUCGAGCUCGGAGCCCUCUCCUCCAUCCGCCAGACCGACGCACCUACCUUCACACGAUACUACCAGCAGCUGCAGCCAUUCUAUGACCUGGAGCGUGACAGCUCGAGCGCUGGCGCCGUGGAUAUCCGGAACAGCCAGCGCAGCAAGAUCACGGGAUUGUAUCUCCUCCUGUUGUUGACUAUGGGCGAUAGCACGAGCUUCCAUACGGUGCUGGAGGGAUUGGUUGAGGAGGCGAGUCUCAAGGGGAAGAGCGUCGAGGAUGAUCCGUUUAUUAAGUAUCCCGUGGAGUUGGAGCGGAAUUUGAUGGAGGGGAGCUAUGAUAAGGUCUGGAGGGAGACGAACUCGGAGAGGGUCCCGUCGGAGGAUUUUAAGUUGUUUUCGAAUGUGCUCGUGGGAACCAUCCGCAGCGAAAUCGCCGACUGCUCCGAGAAAGCGUACCCGUCGCUCCCGAUUUCCAACGCCAAGAACCUCCUCUUCCUGGACUCGGAAGGCGCUGUGAUCGAGUUCGCCCAGCAGCGCGGCUGGGUCUUGCGUGAUGGUCGUAUAUACUUCCCCGUUGAGCCUGAGGCUGCUGCCCGGUCUGAGAAGGAUAUUCUCGUGGCUAGCGGCACGAUCAUCGAGAAUGCGAUCGGCUAUGCGCGCGAGCUGGAGACGAUCGUCUAGUUUGUUGGAUUUGAAUUUAGAUUUCAAUUGGGUUCCGGGCGGGGCUUGUUUUGUUUGUAUACCUGUUGUUAUCACUCUGCAUCAUGACCCUUCAGCGCAUCUCACGACUUCCUCUACACCUUACUUUGAACCCCCGUUUUCCUGUAGAAUCAUACAAUCAGAUAAUCAUGCAAUCAUACAUUCACCCGCCA